CAACCGUGUUGUUGAUGCGUUGCAACUAAACCAAGUAACAUAACACGAAUCACCAUGCACCGUGUUAGCUUUUAUCCGGAGCAGGAUGCACGCAAUUCCAGCAAUUAUCCGCACGCCAGUUGCAUUACACCGACUUGUCAGCUGCUUCCAUUUCCGCGGCUUUCCUCGCCGGUGAUGCGGUGAUUACGCGGCCACCCACUCAUCGGGCAUUCGCUGCAUGCGGUGGAGCUGCAGGCUGCUUUCUCCUCCUCCACGGUCUGCAGCUAGCAGCCAUAGCUAGUCCUUUAUCCAGGAGAGAGGCGACUAGUCCGGCUCAGCGAGCCUGGAGGGGGUGAGGUGGGAUGGACACUAAAGGUAGCUCUCUGCCUUCGAUGCCCGAACCAGCCAACCCCAUCAGCAUGAAGCAGCCGCCGGAGUCCCUCGGCGUACGGAAAGGUCGGGGGGACAUGAGCAGUGACCCGGCUCUGCUUAUGGACAAAGCCGCUGCCCAGCUGGCCGCCAAACUACAAGACGGCGUCCUCCAGAAGAUGGCCGGCCACAGUCAUAACAACCACAGCCACGAGAGGCUCAAAGACCUCACCUCCCGUGUGCUGAACGGCGACCAAGACCCGCUGCCCAAGCUUUGUGCUCCAGAGCCUCCCAUGCUCAAGGGUGCCGAGGCCCCGGCCACCAACGGCACCCAUCAGCACAAUUGCAGCCCUCACACGGAAUCUGAACUGAAGGUGACAGUGCCCCAGGCGGUAGAGCAGCCGCCGUUUGAACCGUGCUGUGCCAACGGGACCAGUUUGGCCACAGCCACCGAAGGUACAAUAUCUGGUCCCGAGAAGAGACAGGACGUGCAGAAGAGAGGAGGGAGACCUGUCAAACCAAAACCUCAGCUAAACCACAGUUCCUCUUUCGUCCCUCUGGAGCAAGUGGACCACACAAAUGCUGCAGAUGGAACCGGAGCAGACGACAAGCUCAAUCUCCUCCCUGAGGUGAAGGCGGAGGCGUCAGAGAAGUCUCCCUCGCUGAUCCGGUUUGCUGUUGGUGACUUGGUCUGGACGAAGGUGUCGGGGUACCCCUGGUGGCCUUGCAUGGUGACCACAGACCCAGAAUUCAGCCAUCACUUCAAACAGAAAGCGGCCAAUAGCAGGUCAGGCCUCCUUUACCAUGUGCAGUAUUUUGGAGAUGCCCCGGAGAGAGGCUACAUCUUUGAGAAGAACAUGGUGUUGUUCACUGGAGAGGAUCAAUACCAGCAGCUCAGCCUGGGCAACAAACAAGCAGCCUCCUGCAACAUUCACAAAAAGACGACUCCAUCCGUACCCCGCAAGCUCCAGGCCCAGUGGAACAUGGGCAUCAUUCAGGCCAAGGAGGCCCUCAGCAUGUCGCUGGAUGAGCGCAUGACGAACUUUACAUUUCAGUAUGACGAAGACGGGCCUCGCCUGAACCUCGGGAUCCUGGAGAAACUGAAGCCAAAAUUCUGCGAAGAGAUGAACCAGGAAACUGUGUCACGCCUGAGCCCAGAUCUUCCCUCCCUGCUGGGUCCCAUUUCUUCUGAACCAGUUGAACCAGUCAUACCUCAGAAGAAAAAGAGACGACCCAGACAGACUCCGUCUACAACCAAGACGGUGAGGAGACGGAAAAAACCUGCAGUGGAGAACUCUGCCGAUCCGGUGAAGAAGAGGAAACCAAAGCUGGCGUCUCCAACAGACGACGCUUCAGAACUCGUCUCACCCCCAGUUCCAGUUCCAGUUGACAAAGUGAAGAAAAGGCGAAAGAGAGCGACUCCUGCAGAGCAGACGACCGAUUCCUCAGUUAAGAGGGAGAGAAAGAAGGCGCCUAAAAGGAAGCUGUCGGACUCCGCAGCCGACAAGGAGCAGACGCCUAAGAGACGCAAAAUGAGCAAAGAUGCUGAGAAACAGGCCUCGACUUCGGAGGGAACGCAACAAAAGCGGAGACGAACGAAGAAAACUGACGUAGAAGUGAAGGAAACCAAGAGACGACAGAAAAAGUCAAAAGAUCCUCUGGCUGAUGAUCAAGACGCAGUGAAACCAAAGCGCAGGAGGAAAAGGAAACAGGAUGGAGAGAACCAGGCCACACCUGCCAAGACGAAGAAGAGAAGGGCCUCUCCGUGUCCUGAUCCUGAGGGCUCUGGGAGUGAAGGACGUCCUGAUUCUCCGAGCGACAGCUUGGACGGGACAAAAAAGGGCGAACGGAAGAAAGAAUUUGUUUGCCAGAUGUGUGAGCAGGCUGGUGAGGACCUGCUUCCCUGUGAAGGACAAUGUUGUGGCAUGUUUCACCUCCACUGUCUGGGUCUGUCGUUCAAACCCGACGACAAGCUGCUGUGUCAGGAGUGCAGCACCGGAAUUCACUCGUGUUUCACCUGUAAGCAGUCGGAGGGCAAGUUGCUUCGCUGCCACGUCCUGCACUGCGGCAAGUUUUACCACGAGGCGUGCGUCCGCCUCAACUCGCUCACCCUGUUCGACAACAAGGGCAUCCGCUGCCCACUCCACACCUGCCUGAGCUGCCAUUACGGCUGCCGCGCCAAGCACAAGUCCACCAAGGGUAGGUUAAUGCGUUGCCUGCGCUGCCCCGUGGCGUACCACAUUGGUGACCUGUGUGUGGCAGCCGGCAGUGAGAUGAUCACCAACACCGCCAUCAUCUGCACCAACCACUUCAACGCCAAGAAGGGCUACAGCCACCACAGUCACGUCAACGUCAGCUGGUGUUUCGUCUGCUCCAAAGGGGGACAGCUGCUGUGCUGCGAGUCCUGUCCGGCAGCUUUUCACCCCGACUGUCUGAACAUCGCAAUGCCUGAUGGGAGCUGGUUCUGCAACGACUGCAGAGCUGGGAAGAAACCCAAGUACAGAGACAUCAUCUGGGUCAAACUCGGAACAUACAGAUGGUGGCCUGCAGAGAUCUACAACCCGAGGACCAUCCCUACCAACAUCCAGCACCUUCGCCAUGAGAUCGGAGAGUUUCCCGUCUUCUUUUUCGGAUCCAAGGAUUACUUCUGGACUCACCAGGGCCGCGUGUUUCCCUACAUGGAGGGAGACCGAGGCAGCAAGCACCAGAGGACCGGAAUCGGCAAAGUCUUUAAGAACGCUCUGUUGGAGGCUGAAGCUCGAUUCAAGGAGAUCAAAAUAAAACGAGAGGCGAAGGAAGCGCAAGAGAACAGUCGGAAACCGCCGCCAUACAAAUUUAUCAAGGUCAACAAACCCUUCGGCAAAGUUCAGGUCUACACCGCAGACAUUUCUGAGAUCCCCAAGUGCAACUGCAAGCCGACGGACGAGAGGCCGUGCGGGUUCGAGUCCGAGUGUCUGAACCGCAUGCUGCAGUACGAGUGCCACCCUCAGGUGUGUCCCAGCGGCGAGCGUUGUUGUAACCAGGACUUCACCAAACGUCUUUACCCAGAGACCAAGAUCAUCAAGACACCCGGCAAGGGCUGGGGCCUGGUCGCCCUGCGGGACAUCAAGAAGGGCGAGUUUGUGAACGAAUACAUUGGCGAGCUGGUCGACGAGGAGGAGUGCAGGGCGAGGAUCAAGUACGCCCACGAAAACAACAUCACUGACUUCUACAUGCUCACCAUAGACAAGGAUCGGAUCAUCGACGCGGGGCCGAAGGGAAACUACUCUCGCUUCAUGAACCACAGCUGUCAGCCCAACUGCGAGACGCAGAAGUGGACGGUGAACGGAGACACGCGAGUCGGCCUGUUCGCCGUCCGCGACAUCCCAGCAGGGACCGAGUUGACCUUCAACUACAACCUGGACUGCCUCGGCAACGAGAAGACCGUCUGUCGCUGCGACGCCCCGAACUGCAGCGGCUUCCUCGGUGAUCGGCCUAAGAACUCGAACGGCCAAACAGCCGAUCCUAAAGCAAAGAGGUUGAAGAGAAAGUAUAAGAAGAGGAAGAGCGAGGGAAAGAAAAAGUCUGAGGACGAGUGUUUCCGCUGUGGAGACGGAGGUCAGCUGGUGCUCUGCGGCAAGAAGGCCUGCACCAAAGCUUAUCACCUGUCCUGUCUGAACCUCACCAAGAGGCCCUUCGGACGAUGGGACUGCCCCUGGCACCAUUGCGACGUUUGCGGGAAAAACUCGGACGCUUUCUGUCAGCUCUGCCCAAACUCCUUCUGCAAGGCUCACCAUGAGGGGGCGCUGCGCCCGUGGCCCCCCACAGGGCAGCUGUGCUGUCUGGAGCACGAGGAGCUGGAGGGAACCGACAGCCAGGAUCCGGGCAUCAACUCGGAGGCAACGGCAUCGACCGCCACCGCCGCCGUCGUCGUCGUCGCCGGCCGUCCUCCCAAAGGCUCCAGGAAGGCAGACGGAGCCGAGGCCAAAACAAAGGGCUCUAAGAGGAAAGCAGCAGAGGCCUGAGUGACCUUUGACCCCUCCGAGAGCCAAAAGACCAAACCAGACUCUGACACUUGCUCCCCUCGUUAUAAACAAAUAUAAACCCCACGUUAUACCGUCUUCAAGAUCACAAGAACCAAGGCACUGUUCAUCUUCGUCGUCAGGGAAAGCCGCUUAUAUCUCACGUGCUCGGCAACGAGCUCCAGCUCCGCCGCUCAAACGUUUCUUCAUUUCAUCUUUAACCAUUUUCAGGUUUUGUUUUGAACUUGUCUGCACUGAGGCACAAAGCAGCCGAGCGAGCGCAGGUCAGGAAGCUGCGGAUUCUAACUCUUCCACCAACCAAACUGCCUUUUUGUUAUUUUGUUUUAGUUUUGACUUGAGUUUUCAAACCAACACAAGGAGCCCGUUGGUUUCUGCUGAAAAGAACCCGGAGCGGCGAGCGGCGUCGCUCACUUGAAUCUCAGCCGCCACCGCCCCUCACUCCACGUGGACCGUCUUCAACGAGUUUUAGAGCUAUAUCUAUAUACGUGUUUAUCAAAGACCAAAACUAUAAUUACUGGAAUAUUGUGAGACAUCAGACAGGUUUGCCAAAUGGAGCGCUUUUAUUUUUAUAUAUAGUAUAUAUAUUCCAGAUGUAAUAUCAAACACCAAGACACUAUGGAUCGGCCUCAGAUGACCUCUUUACUUUAAUACCGUAGCCAUAGGUUACAUUUAACCGUAGACAUUUUUUUACAACCUGUUAUUUUGUUUUAGCUCAGUUUCACCUUUUUAGAUUUGAUUAUUUUUUUUGUAUCAGGAUGCUGAACGAUGGCGCCUGAAACCUUUUAUCUACCUGCAUGUCCGGAGAACGAGGGAUCAGAGGAAGUGUUAGAAACCCAGAAACUGAUGUAAAAAAAAAAAAACACUACUGGGAGGUUUUAAAGGUUUUUGACGUUUUCUGCUCAACGACUAAAACAGAGAAAAUGAAGGAACGACAGCGAAGCUCUUGAACCUUUUUUCCUACGUUGAGCGUUUGGUGCUAACAUCGAGGUGCUUUCCACUGAUUUAUCUGACCAACCAAGGUACUUAGACAACAUGGUAAUCACUGAGUCGUUCAUCUGGAGCCGAGGUUUUGAGAAGCUGUUUUCAGACAUGACCUCUGGAGAACGUCCGGAACAACUGGGUCCAGACUUUCUCCUGAUUUUUCACAACAGGGAAAAAUGAUCAGAUGAGGGGGUGGAGCCUGACAGUGGAAAUCACAUGGUUUUGUUUACAGCACAUCAAAAAUCUCUGGAAUCUCGUUUUUCCAUGUUGACCACUUCGUCUUCUCCGUGUGAGGCUCCUCCUCCUCCUCCUCCUCCUCCUGGGACCAGUGUCUCUCUGUUUUCUCACCUGGACUCAGUCAAUGUCUGAAAACAGCCUCAAGACCUCGGCCUUUCGUUAUUUUAAUCCUCAGGAGGUUUUUAGUCUCUAAACUGCAUCUUGUUGUUUGAUACUCGAACACAAGCUAACGACACACUGGCUAAUUCCUUCACUCAGAAAUAACUCAUCUCCUUCACUUUCCACUUCCGUGUUUACAGAAGCUCGGCGUCACAUCUGUAGAUCCUCUGUGACCAGUGGCUCAGGCUAAUUCCUGGUUUCAGUAUUGAACCCAUGUAUCUUCUAAUCGUUUAUUUGGAAAUUAAGAAACUGAAAGACGUUAAGAAGUUUUCAGACAUAAACACCAGAGGAUUUUCACAGCUUCUCUGGAGUUUCACGCACGUAGCGACGCACGUUUAAUAAUGUGGAGACGCCGCGUCGUUACCCAGAAUUCCUCACUGUGCUUAUCCUGUGUCAAAAACCAAAUCAUGAACAGUUUCACUUGUUUGUCUCUUCGUCGGUUAUAAGAUAUUUUCUAACAUUGAGGCUACAGACGUUUCUUGUAUCUUUAAUUUCAUAUUUGACUUUGGUUUUUAAAAAAAAACACAAAAAAAAACGUUGGAAUCUUGAAUCAUUUAGUUUUUAACUCGCUGUCGCUUUGCUCCUCUCCGUGAUCUCCACAUCUCCCGAAAGCAGGAUUUGACUUGAACUCACACGACAGCAGGUUUCGUUUUGUUUUAACUGCACCUUUUGGGUUUUAUCUUGAGUAUUUUUGUUUUUUCUCCCGGGUCACGUGAGCGGGACGCGUCCUGAGGCGCGUUCUGCGACUUCCUCCGUUCCGACCGUCGUCCUAACCCUAAUGUGUGUUGAGUGGAUGUAGUCCAGCCAGUUGUUUUUGUAAGCACUGUAAUUCCCUGUAGAGCUGAAGUGUAACGUGUGCGUAGGGGUUUCAUUCUGUAACUACUGUCAUAGUAAACCAGAGACUAAUAUGUACAUAAUGUAUAAGUGGUUAUAGUGAUGCAUCUAUUGUAAAUAUCAUACAAGUUCUCUGACGUAUGUUUUUUUUUUUUUUGUUUGUUUUUUUCUUGAUGCUGAAAAACACUUUUGUGCAGGAUCUCACUCGUCUGUUGAUUCGUGCAAUAAAAAGUGAUGGAACGUGCAUCUA
Hippoglossus stenolepis (Pacific halibut) is the source of this 6831-nucleotide messenger RNA. It is a transcript of the gene nsd2, whose product is annotated as nuclear receptor binding SET domain protein 2. Lineage: Eukaryota; Metazoa; Chordata; Actinopteri; Pleuronectiformes; Pleuronectidae. Gene Ontology annotation, molecular function: histone H3K36 methyltransferase activity; protein binding. Gene Ontology annotation, cellular component: nucleus; chromatin. The transcript is spliced from 23 exons. The record is from RefSeq and is a predicted model, not a curated record. Bases 342 to 4352 code for a protein of 1336 amino acids. Gene Ontology annotation, biological process: regulation of DNA-templated transcription.